Messenger RNA from Sardina pilchardus (European sardine), 2444 nucleotides. RefSeq names its product interleukin-21 receptor. The record is from RefSeq and is a predicted model, not a curated record. Lineage: Eukaryota; Metazoa; Chordata; Actinopteri; Clupeiformes; Clupeidae. The transcript is spliced from 9 exons. Gene Ontology annotation, biological process: cytokine-mediated signaling pathway. Bases 260 to 1810 code for a protein of 516 amino acids. Gene Ontology annotation, cellular component: membrane; external side of plasma membrane. Gene Ontology annotation, molecular function: protein binding; cytokine receptor activity.
GCUACUUGGAAACCACAGCCGGCGGGUUCAGUGAAGAGCAAGGCUUCGUCUCAAAGACCUUUAAUCUGAGUGAGGCAGGCAGGCGGUUCACCGCCCUUGAAUCAGCAGAGCCAUCUAGCCUACUCCGUCUGAUUCAUUCACGGGCGCCAUGAGAGUGAAUGAGAGCGUGUGUAGACUAGCAGACAGACACAGACACAGACGCAGAUGCUCAACAUGAAUGGCUCACUGUGCCGAUCUCUAAGGAAAUGAGCUGGACAACAUGGGGCCACUCCUGUGCUUCCUUCUGCUGAUGACAUCACUGGACUCUGGGCUUGGCCAACCAGGUUUAGACUGCUACAGUGACUUGGUGAACAACAUCACUUGUAAGCUGAAUGGGACCGAUCUGCUCAUGGAGCCCCAAAGCAAAUGCAUUAUCAAGGCCACUGAUAGCCUUGGAAGGCAACAAGUCAAAUGUGACCUGAAAAAGCCAGGCGGUACCUUUACAGAGUGUGUGCUAUACUUUCCACAUGUGACACAUUUUUGGUUAAUAUUGACGUAUGAUCUGGAGGCCUCCUGCGAAAACAAGACUGUGGCACAUCUAAAAGGCUUCUUCCCAUAUGAGGAGAAACCAUCCCCUCCUGAAAUGCCAACCAUUGAGAAUACCACCAUCUCCUGGACGCAUAUCCGCAUGCAGCACAUGCAACGCCAAAACAUCAAGGAUACAAUGCGAUACAACUUUGAACUUCAGUACAGAACCGAUCGACAGAGUUGGAAGGAUGGCAAAAGCAUUACGUUACAUGACAGCCCCAGCCGCCUGCUGCAGGAGGAGCUGAAGAGAGGCCAGCGGUACCGGGCUCGGGUUCGGUAUCAAGCUCGACUCAUCGACGCAAACAACUUCUCGACGUGGAGUGACUGGAGCCCCGUUGCCUCCUGGGAUACUCCAGAAUCAAUCGCUGAUCCUACGGAGGACCUGGAGACGUGGUUGAUCUGGUGGGCCGUGAUCGGCGCUUUGGCUGUGAUUGUCUUCCUGGUGGGCAUCAUGUUCAUGGGUGCUCGCAAGAUGAAGCUGUCAUUCAUACCUGAUCCCGCAAAGUACUUUGACGGCCUUCAUUCUGUCCACAAAGGCAAUUUUAAGACCUGGCUGGGCUCCUUCCAGGCGGUGGACGUCUUGAGCGCCGAGCAGCUGUGCGAGUACACCUCGCCAGUGGAGGUCCUGAAAGGUCAGAUGUCCAGCAGCUUCUGCAACCACCCGUACUUCUAUGGGUCUCAGGAGAUCAAAAAGAUCCCACCGCUUCACCUGGACAACCUGGAGCCCUGUCCAGAGUUCUCCCCCUACAACGACAUGAAGGUGGACCGGGGUCCCAGCGCGGUGGACGACGCGGACGUGAGCAACAACAGCGCAGGGGGGACCGGCAGCAGCAGCAGCGGCAGCGGCAGGACAGAGGUGGACCGCGGGCCGCUCCAGAUGAGCUCCUCCUCCUACAAGGACCUGACGCGUCUGCGGGAGGAGGCGCAGAGCCCCGACUCGGGCGUCUCCGUGGGGAGCAUGGACGAGGAGAGCCACGAGGAGUCGCUGGAGAGCGGCUACGAGCCGGACGAGAGGGCGCCCUUGGCCCGCCGCGGCGGCACGCUCAGCGCCCAGAAGGCUUCCGGACCUUGGCGCAUGACUAACUGGUCUGUAGCCGUGGCUCCUCUCCCACCGCUCUCCCCCCUACACUGCACGGUUCCCUUCUUUGGGGCGGGCCAGGGGCCAGAGCAGUGCAGCACCCCCACUGGACUGCAGGGGGAGCUAGCACCCUCUAGUGACGAUUACAUGCCCUUACAAACAUAAAUCUCCACUGUUAUAAAUGCCAUGAAAGUAUUACCCAUUUAGCCAAACCUGCCACUUGGACAUUUUGUUGGCCGUUGUUGAGCUGCCCAUCUAUGCACCUUAAUGGAGUCACAGGAAGGUACGGGAUAUGUGUAUAGACUGCUGCCAUAUUGACAGUUUAGAAAUGACCUGUUGUGGCAAAAAUUUGACUUUCCCUGCUCCUCCUACUGUCUCCGAGUUGGAAACCAGCCUGGCAAGAUAUGAACUAGUGUCCUGGCAAAGUCGGAAUAAGGAAUAGCCAUGCUGGCUAACUAUGAGAGCAAUCAGUGAUGGUCAUGUUGAUCAUGGCAUAUAGUGAAAAGUGCUCCGUCCUUUUCAUUUACUGACUAACCUUAUGCAUUUUAAUGCAAUCUUCUUUGGGUACUGUGUUUCCUCAUAAGAAAGUCUUUGGCAAAACAAGCUAUUUUUUCUACAUAUUAUUUUAUGUGAUAUGAUCUGUGAAAAGCUGCAUGGUGCACUAAAAACAUACUUGAUUUUUGCUUUGUUUCAACCCUCCCUGGUGAUAUUUGACCAACUUUUUGAAUCAUUGUGUGUGUGUGUAUCCCGCCGACCUGAAUGUAGAUGGAAUAAAGGUUUUUUUAUUUUAUUUUGUGAA